Molecule: messenger RNA, 7263 nt
Organism: Bombus terrestris (buff-tailed bumblebee)
Lineage: Eukaryota; Metazoa; Arthropoda; Insecta; Hymenoptera; Apidae
Gene: Ac13E
Product: adenylate cyclase type 9
Exons: 8
Coding region: 337-4791 (1484 amino acids)
Biological process (GO): cyclic nucleotide biosynthetic process; intracellular signal transduction; adenylate cyclase-activating G protein-coupled receptor signaling pathway
Molecular function (GO): adenylate cyclase activity
Source: RefSeq, a predicted model, not a curated record
CGCAUGAGCUUUCUAAUCGUGGGCGCUGUCAUCGAUAGAUUCAAGAUGGCCAUGGUGCAUUACGGAAAAGAAAAUUCGAAACGUUCAAACAGUAAUUUUUAAUUAUACACAAUAAUAAAUUGAUUACAAGAAAAAUUCGAUUGAACUGUUACUGAUACGUAUAAUAUUAAUUUUUCUCGGUAACGCUGAGAAUACCAAACAAAAAGAAUGAAAAUGGCAUUUUUUGAAGCGAGCUGAUUUCAGGAAGAACCUCCGAUGUCAGCGGGGAGGAUGAUUUUCUUAGUUUUGUGGCGAUUUCGCCAGUGAUCAAGGUGAAUUGACUGGCUUGCAAUUUAAAUGUCAAGUAUGACUCCUCCUUUAAAUCGAAAACGAAGCUCAUCUGUUAGUUUUACAAGAGCUAAGGAUGAUAGCGAAGAUGCUACAGAUGAAAUUCAUAUAUCUUUAGCACCAUAUAUACAAACAUAUUUGGCACACAGUGGACAAGGACUUGGAUGUUGUGGAAUUAGCCUUCCAGUACCAUUUGAACGUGCAGCCCCAAGAUCUUGGUGGAAUCCUAGAUUUGAUUCAGAAAUACUUGAAGAACAAUUUAAAAGGAGUGCCUUUCCACAAAUUAGAUUAAGAUUCCGGUAUGCUCUAACAUAUAUUUUACUGGUUUCUUUGACAUGGCUGGCAUAUUUUGUUGUAAUUGGAGCAGAAUACAAUACUACAACAUGGCCAGCUAUAGCAGCAGUAUUCACUGCUAUUGGAGCAAUGGUAUCAGCAGUCUUGUAUCUAACACAUAGUGAUUAUUAUAAAAGUUAUGUGUUACCAAUUUCAUUAGGAGUUGCAUCCAUGCUUUGCAUCCUGUCUUUACUUUUUCUCACAAUAGUACCACCCUAUAUAGAUGGCUUAACUCUAGUCGGACAUUUUGCACUCUGUUCUGAGAUUUUGUUAUUGAUUUACACUGUCUUGCCAAUGCCACUAUAUGCUUGUGUGGGAAUAUCGAUGGUUUAUUCUUUUCUAUUUGAAUUUUUGACUGCUUACCUAUAUGGUACAAAAAGUGCAAGAGAAGAAUUUUUUAGCAAAUAUAUUUUAUUAAAUACCUCGAUAGAAAAUGAUGCCACUCUGAAAAACUUUAAUAUCAAUCAAUUUUCUAAUGUGAUGCACGGUGACAACGAAUCUACAACUGCAAGUAUGAAAUUAGUAUCGUAUUCACAGGAUUCAAAACUGUUAUCUGCUCUUGGAAUAAAGUCAAAUCAAGAAAAUAUAGUUGGAAGGAUAUCUGGAGUUUUGAAUGAUACCAAUGUUUUCAAGAACUUAAAUUCCACUAUAAUAUCAACGAUAGCUAGUAUUAAUUCCACCAUAAACGCUUCGUCUAAUGAUUUAGUCUCGAAAGGUAUAAACAACGCAACUUCGAUAUUUGAAGAAAGUGUACUAACUCAUAAAAAUGGUGAAAUGUCAAACUAUUUGUUAAGUAGCAACAUAUCUAAUCGAUCAUUUUCGGACGAUUAUUUUUCUACGAGUCUUGGAAUAAGAAUCUUAAUGCAGAUCUGCAUUCAUCUGAUAGGUAUACAUAUUUUAAUAAUGACUUUUGUAAGGAUGCGUGGUACUUUUAUGAAGGUCGGGCAAUCACUGUUGGUCCGGCGUCAGCUCGAAAUGGAGAAACAACUUAAAGAGAAGAUGAUUCACUCGGUAAUGCCGCCUAAAGUCGCAGAUUGGUUAAUGGCAGAAAGUGAACGUGAGAGAGAACGGGAGGAUUCUUUAAAAAAAGGUUCGAUACCGUCCAAUAAUACAGAUAUUCGCUCAUUGUUUCGACCAUUUAAUAUGCAUUCAAUGGAAAAUGUUAGUAUCCUAUUCGCUGAUAUUGUUGGGUUUACGCGAAUGAGUUCCAAUAAGACUGCAGAAGAGUUGGUAGGCAUUUUAAAUGAUCUUUUUGAAAGAUUCGAUGAUUUAUGUGAACAUCAUGGAUGUGAGAAAAUUUCUACAUUGGGAGACUGUUAUUACUGUGUAAGUGGAUGCCCAGAACCAAGGCCUGAUCAUGCAAAAUGUUGCAUUGAAAUGGGAUUAGCCAUGAUAGAAGCUAUAAAACAGUUUGAUAUUGAGAGAAGAGAAGGCGUUAAUAUGAGAGUCGGAGUGCAUACUGGAACUGUACUCUGUGGAAUAGUAGGUACUAAAAGAUUUAAAUUCGAUGUCUGGUCUAAUGAUGUAACUCUAGCAAACAAACUAGAAAGCACGGGAAAACCAGGAAGAGUUCACCUAAGUGAAAAAACAUUAAAUUUCCUCGAUGAUCGAUAUAUUACAGAGGAAGGGGAUUUAAUAAAUGGUAUUAAAACUUAUUUUAUCAAAAGCCGAAAAUCAGAUUUCACCAAUCAGUUCAUAAUGAAUAUUACAUCUCCGAUAAGUAUAUCGCCUUUGAUGCAAUCGCGUCAUCGUCUGGCCUCUUGUAAUAGCCAAUCUAAAUCUAAAUAUCAUUACCUCCAUAUGGUUACUAAUACAAGUAAUUAUAGAAUGAAAGCAAAUUCUUUGCCAAGUAUUCUGGAUUCCGAAAACGGAGAUACUGAUACCGCAGAUGAAAAGGGGAACGCAAAUAAAAGUCCGAUAUCUGUUGCCAGUUAUGGAAAGAAAAAAGCGCGAAACAAGCCGUGGAAAUAUUUACAACGACAACGAACUACCGAGGAAAUGACACCUUUAGAAAUGGAAGAACCCAAAGCAGUUAUUGUCGAUAAAUCAAAAAUUGAAUCUCAAUCAUACGAAGAUCGCAAUGGAUUUAGGCAGAAUACGUCUCAAAAUGAGAUUGAAAUGGAUCCAAAUCCUGUACCUUCUAGUCCUUUAUUGUCUGGUCAAGAGCCACUCAGUCGUGCCUCUUCUAUGUGCAGUAGGAAAGAUUCCGGAAUUAGAAGUAAUAGCAGACGUAGUAGUAUACAGCAGCAGUUAUUUUUGAUGAACGGCAUGGCUCAAGGAGAUUUAUUAGCACACAGAGUGAGUGGCUAUUAUACUUCUAGUUCGACAUUAAACUCUGUUCAUGAGCCGUCGUCUUCAGUACCACCCUAUCCAUUUCCUCCAGCAGUCACGGAUACCUUUGGUGCAUGUUUUCACAAAUUAAGAAAACAAUCUGACCUACAAUUAAUCAGGUGCGUUCAAGAUAAUGUAAGUUCUCAACGAUCAUACUUCGUGAAACCUCCACUUUCGAGUAUGACACUCUUUUUCAAGAACAAAGAAAUGGAAAAGGAGUAUAGAGAAAAUGCUCAUAAGGUUAGCGAAUGUAUCAGUGGAAAUCCACCUACUCUGGCUACCUCGAGAUUCAAUACAUACUUUGAUAUUCUGAUAUCGGCGUUGGUUUAUACUGCCGUUACAGUAUCGCUCUUUUUAAUUUGCGAUCCAACGUUAUAUUAUAUGAUUUUUUUUGUAUCUGCUGCUACCAUUCAAAUUAUAGCGGUAUUGCUUUGUGUUCGUCAACUUUUAUAUCCGGAUGUGGUCCAUGCAACGUUGACGCAACGAAUUUUCAAAUUCUUUUCACAAUGGUACCCGUGGCAUAUAUGCGGUGCAAUUCUUGUCGGCUUACCGAUUACGUCAAUUCUUCUCAAUUAUACGUGCAGUAACUUUCAUAAUUUGAACAAUUUCGAAUAUUAUUAUGGUUACUUAAUCGUUGUUGGUAUAGUUCAUUUUUGUAAUUUCACGCAACUCAAUUGUUGGAUGAAAAAUUUCUUGGUAACAUUCAUGGGUGUAUUGUUUCUUUAUCUUGUAAUGUAUCAUCUAUUAUAUGAUCAAGAAAAUCUCGGUAAUCAAUUAAUUAAUAACUCGCUCAAUUACUCACAAGCCAUGAUAAAUAAACGUGCCAUUGGCUUAAUCAGCAAUCAAUUUAACGAAAUUAUGGCUAAAAAAGGAUUCGAUAAUACUCCUGAUUUGUUGUUAAAUUCCACAACGAACCUCACACUUAUGAGAUUAAAAGAGGCAGAGACCAGAUAUCAUAAAAGAUUAUACAAUUCCGAGAUUUUUUUAGAUCUGAUACUUUUACUUUUGUUAGUUUGGUUUUUAAAUCGUGAAUUUGAAAUUAGUUAUCGGUUAAGCUUUCACGGAAACGCGGUAGCCGCACGAGACAAAAGCCGUGUACAAUCUAUGAAAAAUCAAGCCGAUUGGCUUUUACACAACAUUAUACCAAAAUAUGUUGCUGAUCAAUUAAAAACCACUGCUAAAUAUUCACAAAAUCAUAAAGCUGUAGGAAUUAUUUUUGCAAGCAUAGUGAACUUUAAUGAACUCUAUGAUGAAUCUUAUUUGGGUGGAAAAGAAUAUUUGCGUGUGCUUAACGAACUUAUUGGUGACUUUGACGAGUUGUUAGAAAAGCCAGAAUUCUCGAACGUAGAGAAGAUUAAAACUAUCGGUAGCACAUUUAUGGCAGCAAGCGGUUUAAACCCACAAGUUAGGCAACAAAGUGAACAUGAAUAUAUGCAUCUGUUCCAAUUAAUAGAUUUUGCCAUGGCAAUGCAUAAAGUAAUAAACGAUUUUAAUCGAGAAUUGCUAGGUUUCAAAUUAAUAUUGAGAAUUGGCUUUAAUUAUGGCGAUGUAACUGCUGGAGUGAUCGGGGCAACAAAGUUAUACUAUGAUAUCUGGGGUGACGCUGUAAAUAUAGCAUCUAGAAUGGAUUCGACUGGAGUCGCUGGAAGAAUACAAGUGGCCAAGAACUCUUUAGAUAUACUCUCGGAACGAUACGAGUUCGAACCACGUGGCCAAGUUUAUGUUAAAGGAAAAGAUAAUAUGGACGUGUUUUUAUUAAUAGGGGAAAAAGACGAUAUUAAUACAACGACAAACACUUAACAGUUUUUGAAUCCCUAAUGAUGGGAAGAGUCGAUUGUUUAUAAAUUUAAUUGUUUGCACGUUACACUUAUAUCGAGCAUAUGAUCUUUUCCAGAUCAGGCUUCUAGCGAUAUUUCGAUCUCGUUAAGAAUUGUAUGAAUUUUUACGGUAUAAUGUACCGUCGACGUUACACACGUUAAAAACGUACCUUACUCUUUAAUUGCUCGCUCAUUAAAGAUAUUUAUUCUUAACGAAAUAUUCACUGUAUUUUUUUACAUAAUUUAAGAGCAUCAGAUGCGAGAUCUACCAAAACCUAUCUUUAUAAAAAAAAAGUACAAAAUCAAAUCGUUUUGAAGAAAUGAAAUUUUGUCUUAACAAUUGUUGCGAAAAAUCUAUCGAGACAAAUAUAGUACGCAUCUUCAUUGUUUAUGUGCUGAAUGUACGAACGAACUAUGCGAAUGAGCGGAUGAACGUUAUAUGAAGUGACCGAGCUUGGUCGUUGUCAACAGUUCCUAAUAUAAAAUGUGCGACUUAUUAGGUAACUAUUAGUUAUCAUCGUAAAAAACUUUCUAAUAUUUUCUUUCAUUAAUCCUUCUGAUCCAUAUAAGAUUAUAGAACUUGGUUCCUUUCAUAACGUGAAUAACAGAUCAGAACUAUUUAUAUUUAAACAUAAAAAUAUGUCAAAUCAUUUGCAAAGUAUGAAUAUUAUAUUGAAGUAUCUCGAGAAUCUUAAAACAUUCUUCAAGACUUAUUUCUUCAUUUUAAACAUUAUAACACAGCUUCUAUACUUGUUCUGGCUACAAGCACUCGUUCGGUAUACAUAUAUUGUUUCUCGUUAAUUUUUCGCACGAUAGAUAGUACAUUCAAAAGAAAUCUGUUUUAAGAUUGCUAUGGUUCUCGAAAACUUAUUGUUAGUACUCAAUGAUUCCAUGCAAAGCUUUGUAUUCUAUUUAGUUGAACUUACAGUAGAAAUUAAUUCAGUGGUAUCUCUUGUCGUAACAUUGUUUCAGGAUUUGCUGCAUGGACUACCGCAUUAAUAAUAAAAUCGUACUUUAUAAAUUAUCAUUCCGUCAUUCUUUAAUCUAAUAGUUUACUUUAUUUUCUCUUUCUUUCUUUCCUUUUCAUUUAAAUAUCGAUAAAAAGGUAUAUAAGACGAUAUAAAAAUAGUGAAAUAUUUUCGGCAUUUAACUGCAGUUGUACUUCAGACAAUUUUUAGAAAUUUAAUACAUGAACCCCUUUCAAUGUCUCAUUUUUGUAGGCGCAUACAUACAUAUGUAUAAAAAUUACAAAAUGUGUGUUGGACUCUGGCAUUGUCUUAUUCGUACUUAUGUUGAAACGUGUUAACAGAUCUUGCAAUCUUCACGAAAUUAUAAUUACAGGUGUAAGCAAAUUAAUGGAGUAUUGAUAGGCAAAGUAUAUUAAUUUUAUUGUUAUCUUAAUGUGCGUACUAUCGCGUAUAUUGGAGAAGAAUUGUUAAACUCUAAAGCGAUAAUUAGUUCAACUAGUAAUAAAAUUUGAAAUCGAUUAAAAACUUGUAUUCUAUUUAUAUUAAUCUCAAUAGUAUUUUGUUGGAAAAUAUAAUUCUUUAUGAAUUUUAUUUCAUAACAUAUGUGAUGUUGAUACGAUACGCAAAUUGACCGUAUUUAUAUAUAACAAGAUAUAAUUUAAUAUUAAAUUUUCGUAUUUUAACUGUCAUUCAAAUACAUCGAAUCAGCGGAAAACUCUGGUGUCGUUUAAAAUUUUGUCUAUGCCUAGCAUUAUAAAUCUUUUAAAUAGCAUAGUCUCUAUCGCGAUAGUACUUCAUUUUUUGUUAACAAUCUCCGUGAUGUUACUUCUGAACCCGUGAUAUGAUUGUCACGUAUUAAAUGAUUAUUAGUAUCUAUAAUUUUAUGUAAAAUAUCGUCGUUAUUUUUGACGUGUAAUGGAAAUCAUGUAAAGUACUAAUCCAUUUUUAUGCGAUAGCUACAAUGCUGCAUUAUUCACAAUAAUAAAAUAAAAUUAACUAAAAUAAUUAAAAAGUAACAAAGAAAUCUGGAAAUAUUACAUUCAAUUUACAUAUAAGUAUCUGAAAUGCUGCAUUAUUUUAAAUUUCAAAGGAUAAAUAAAAGUCGCAUUUAAUGACGGUAACAUGACCUGAACAAAAGAUCAUUCUAUUAUUAAAUAUCAAGCUUACUUCAUGCAUGCUUUUGAAAUGUCCAAAUAAAAUUUUUACAACUAAAUCCAUAUGAAACAGCACUUUUAAAAUGUGCUGAGAAACAUACACAUUUUGUUCCUGAUUAAAAACAAUUAUAAUCAAUUCGAAUACAAAUUUUUGUACCAAAUCGUAAAAUUGUUUUAUAUAAAUCAACAACUUUUGUAUUAUACAUUAGCAAAAUAUUGUUUACAAAACUGUAUUACAUUGCGUGAUUGUGGAAAACCAUCCUGUUUUACAUUAUUACAAAAAAUUUGUAAAUCCAAAGAAAUAGUAAUAAAUGCGUAAGACUUAAUAUACAA